This is a messenger RNA of Clonostachys rhizophaga, 1182 nucleotides long. The record is from the annotation of a GenBank genome assembly. NCBI's taxonomy places the organism in Eukaryota, Fungi, Ascomycota, Sordariomycetes, Hypocreales, Bionectriaceae.
AUGAGCGAUAAUCCAACGAGUGAUGAAGGACACUUUGUCACAUUUCACAAGGCUUUCGGCCCAGCUGUUGGCCCAGGGCCCAGUCUUGAUGCAAUGAUUUCCAGGGCAGCUUGUUCUAUACAAACCUCUCUUCAUGAUACUCGAGCACAAGGCGUCACCAGGGUUCGUCUUUUUAAGUGGAUCCAACAUGAAAUCACCAUCGCAACAACAGACGCUGAAUUUGGACCUGGAAAUCCUUUCCGCUGUCCCGAGUUUGAAAGUGCUUGGUAUGAACUUGAACCAGGAGUUCCUUUCAUGGCCACAAAUGUUCUGCCGACAAUCUUGGCCAGAAAAGCUCUGAAAGCGCGGGAAUAUCUCACAAAGGGAUUUGCCGAGUACUUUCGCUGCGGGCAUCACAAGACUGCCUCGGAAGGGGUUCUCGUACGUCUCAAUCACUCUCUCCAAGCGGGAUUCACCAUGGAUGAUGUUGCCCGAGGAGAGAUUGGGUCAACCAUUGCAAUCCUCAACAACUCCGUCUCAGCCGCCUUCUGGAUGAUACAUCACGUAUUCUCAGAUCCCUCUGUCCUUGACGAAUGCAGAAAGGAAGUUGAUGCUGCGAUGCGGGUUGAUCAUGACAGGUGCACUGUUGAUUUUUCAAUUAUCAAAACAUCUUGCCCUGCUCUACAAUCCACAUUUCAAGAGGUUCUGCGUUAUCGCGGAAUUGGAAAUCUCAUCGUCAGGCAAGUUCUAGAAGACCACAUCCUGGAUAGCCGAUUUCUUGUCAAAAAAGGUGGCCUUGUUCUCAUCCCCAACGCCGUCCAGCACUUCAAGAACGAUAUAUGGGGAGAUGACGCUGGUGAAUUUCAUCACCGAAGAUUCGUCAGCAGCGACGCACCAGGUGGCCUCAAGCGCUAUAACCAAGCGGCAUUUCGCCCGUUUGGUGGUGGGUCCUUGCUGUGCCCUGGGAGGCACUUUGCAACAACAGAGAUCCUCUGCUUUGCUGCGUUGAUGGUGGCUAGUUUUGACGUUAAACCUGUGCAUAGUGGUUGGUCGCGUGUCAAAACUGACCGGUCGUUUGGGAUGGGGGUGGCCAGGCUGUUUCUGCUGCCUGACGCCGACAUUGAUGUCGAGAUGCAACCCAGGGGUGACUUGGCUUUGCAAUAUGCACUAACUGGCACAUGGAGUAAAUACGAGAGACAAUGA